Molecule: messenger RNA, 791 nt
Organism: Paramecium sonneborni
Lineage: Eukaryota; Ciliophora; Oligohymenophorea; Peniculida; Parameciidae
Source: the annotation of a GenBank genome assembly
AAUAUAUUAACAUAUGUUGGUUGGUAAAAGAAAGUAUUUUGAAGAUGAGCCAAUUGAAGUAGCUUUAAAAUUUAUUAAAUUAGACUAGAAAUCCGACAUUUGCUUUGAGAAGGCGAAUUACAUAGGAUAGAAAUUUAGAAACAUUAUGUCAAGCACGUAAAAGGCUAACUUAGUAUAUGAUUAUAUUUAAUUUAUUUAGAUAAAAUUUGGUGAAUAUUUAAGAGAAAUACCCUUAGAUUCAAUAAUCAGAUAUUUUAAGAUUAUUAGAAGAUUUUGACAAUAAUGUUGAGAUGGUAUCUGAGAUUCUAGGUUAAAAAGUAGCCAUUCCCUAAAAAUUUGAGAUUGUCAAUUCAGAUGUAUGAUUUAAACAUAUAAAUUAGUUCGAUAAUUAUAAGAAAGCUUUAAAAGAGGAAAUGCUCAAAAGACUUUAAUAAUCAUAAAAUAUUCAAUCAGCCUAGUAGGUGAUUUAAUUAGGUUUUGAUGAUUUUGAGUAAAAGUUUGGAGAAAAAUAUUAAUCUAAUGUAACUAAUUAAUUAAUAGUAUAGACUUAAAGAUUGGAAGAUGAAAACAAAUUAUUGAAAUAAGCAUUCUUAAAAUAACAUAAGAGACUUGAAAAAAUAAGAGUAGAAGCAGAAAAUAAAGAAAAAUAAAAUUAAAAUUUAAUUAAAUAACUCGCUGAUGAAAAAAAGCAAUAAUAAUAAAUUAAUAAUAAUCUCACAAUAUUAUUAAUAUAAGCACAAUAAAAUAACUCUGUUGCAACUAUUAAUAAUAUUAAUAAUGAUAUAUAUUGA